AAACGACACGAUGAAGAUUGUCGUUGUGUUGCGGACGAGUGAUCAUACAAGCGAUAUUUUAUGCCUCGAAAAAUAUAAUUUUAUUUAAAGUCAAUAUUAAAUAUAUAAUAAAAAUAAAAAUCUAAAGUGUGUGAUCGGCGGCGCGGGAUUCCCGCUGAUAAAUGCCGCCGAUGGUUAAAAAAAUAAAUAAAAAAAAAGUUAAAAAGACAAAUUAAAUAAAUAAUAGACGAAUUUAAAUUGUCAUUGAAUUUUGUACUGUUAUCUUGGCUAUGGGCGAGGAUUCAUUAAUAUUACCGAUAAAUAAUCAUGUUAAUAAUUGCAAUAAUACACUGACAGUUAAUAAAAAAAAAUUAAAUAACAUAACAAAUAUAUUAUUAAUAAUAAAACGUAAAUUUAAAUUAUUUAAUUUAGUGAUAUUUAUUAUAAUAAUAAGUGUACUUAUAUUUGGCCUAAUUUUACCAAAAUUAUAUGUUAAAAAAAUAAUGCAGCAUAAAGUUAAUUCAAGUUUUAGUGAUAGUGUACUUGAGGAUUUUACUGAAGGCUAUUCACAUCAAGUUCUUGAUGAGUAUCAUGAUCUUGAUGAUCUUGAUAAUAUCAAAAAAAGUAUUGUUCAAGCUCUUGGUCUUAAAAUGAUACCUGAUCCUUCCAAGGCAAACGUGAGCCAGACAGAGUAUGAAAGAGCUCACGGCGAGUACCUGAGACGACUGCAAAUGUCGAGGGCAUUUGGUGACAAAAAAAAAAGAAAACUUCACACAUUUAUUGCCACAGAUAUUAAGAAAAACAUAAAACGACAAAAACGUGAUAUUUUUUAUGACACAGAUGAAAUUCAUGAAUUAUAUUUACCACUAAAUAUAAAAAAUGAUGAUGCAGAAGUUGAACAUGCAAAUAUGCGUUUUUUACUUGAUACAAAUAUAAAAAAUAACGAUGUAAAAAUAAUAAUAAAUAGUAUUGAAAAUGAUAAAUUAAAUGAAGUGGUAAUUGAUGAAAUAUUAUCAAAUUUUACUGGACCAAGAUGGAUUGAAUUUGACAUAACAAGUAUCGUUAAAUUAUGGCAUGAUAAUACAACAAUAAAUAAUGGCCUAGAAAUAAUAAUAUCAAAUAAUAAUAUAAAUAAUGAAAAUAUAAUAAAUAAUGCAUAUUUAAAUGUAUUUACUGUUAAUGAAUAUAAUAUUAAUAAUAAGCGUAAACGUAGAUCACCAGGUGAUAAAUUUAUGUCACAUAAUCAUCGUUCACGUAAAAGUGAAUGUCAUGGUAAUAAUAAAAAAUGUUGUCGUCAUGAAAUGACUGUUAUAUUUAAAGAUUUAAAAGGUUUUGAAUUUAUUGUACAACCAAAGAGUUUUGAUGCUGGUUAUUGCAAAGGUAGAUGUCCACCAAGAUAUAAUCCAGCUCAUCAUCAUGCUGUAUUACAAAGUUUAAUAUGGAAAGAUAAUCGUGGCAAAGUACCAAGGCCAUGUUGUGCACCAAAUAAAUUAACUGAACUUGAAAUAUUAUUUAUUGAUGAUAAUGAUUCAACUAAACUUAAAAUAUCUAGUUGGAAAAAUAUGAAAGUACUUGAGUGUGCUUGUUCUUAAAAUUGUUAAAUAAAAUUUUAUAUAAAAAAAAAAA
Messenger RNA from Aphidius gifuensis, 1605 nucleotides. RefSeq names its product bone morphogenetic protein 5 (gene mav). Gene Ontology annotation, cellular component: extracellular region. The coding region runs from base 270 to 1571 and encodes 433 amino acids. Lineage: Eukaryota; Metazoa; Arthropoda; Insecta; Hymenoptera; Braconidae. The transcript is spliced from 3 exons. The record is from RefSeq and is a predicted model, not a curated record. Gene Ontology annotation, molecular function: cytokine activity; growth factor activity. Gene Ontology annotation, biological process: BMP signaling pathway; SMAD protein signal transduction.